Scomber japonicus (chub mackerel) is the source of this 1530-nucleotide messenger RNA. RefSeq names its product chromobox homolog 5 (HP1 alpha homolog, Drosophila) (gene cbx5). The transcript is spliced from 5 exons. The coding region runs from base 179 to 787 and encodes 202 amino acids. Gene Ontology annotation, molecular function: chromatin binding. Lineage: Eukaryota; Metazoa; Chordata; Actinopteri; Scombriformes; Scombridae. The record is from RefSeq and is a predicted model, not a curated record. Gene Ontology annotation, biological process: negative regulation of transcription by RNA polymerase II; chromatin organization. Gene Ontology annotation, cellular component: nucleus; pericentric heterochromatin.
CGCACAACAUCUUUAUGUGAGUCAGGCUACAUGCUAAAUUAGCUCCAGCGGUGCCUUCACAGAUUACAGAGCCACAAAACACGCACGUUUUCGCCGCGGUUUUCGGGUCAAACCCGGUGGUGUACACCUUUAAACGGGAAUUGUGCUGAAGUGUAACGUUACUGCUACAAACUUUGCUAUGGGAAAAAAGUCCCGUGAAGAGGAAUCUUCAUCUUCUGAAGAGGAGUAUGUUGUGGAGAAGGUGCUGGACAGGAGGGUGGUGAAAGGCCGCGUUGAGUUCUUCCUGAAGUGGAAGGGAUACUCAGAUAAGCACAACACAUGGGAACCAGAGAAGAAUCUGGACUGCCCUGAGCUUAUAUCUGAAUUCAUGAAAACCUACAAGAAAAGCAGCAGCAGCAGCAGCAGUGGUGCAAGCUCCACACCAAGCAGUGGGGCCAGCAAAUCAAGUGCAGGCUCCCUAGGACGCUCCAAAGACUCCAGUGGCUCGAAGAAGAGAAGCUCGGAUGACGAAGAGGGUGGCAGUAAGCCCAAAAAGAAAAAAGAGGAUGACAUUCUCGUUGCACGUGGAUUUGAAAGAGGACUUGAGCCAGAGAAGAUCAUCGGAGCAACUGAUUCGUGUGGUGACCUUAUGUUUCUUAUGAAAUGGAAAGACUCUGACGAGGCUGACCUCGUGCUCGCAAAGGAGGCCAAUCAUAAGUGCCCACAGAUUGUCAUAGCCUUCUAUGAGGAACGUCUCACCUGGCAUGAAGACAGUGACAAGAAGGAGAAGGACGCUGUCAGUGCGUGAGUGCAUCACCUCAGGAGGAAACAGGACCUCCUCCACUGCAGGGACAACCUUGAGUCAGACAUUUUUCACACCCAAUCCUCCCAUAUUUCCUCUGUACCAUGUCCAACAAUGACACAAAUACAUCGGACAGAGAUCUCUAUCCACGACCCAUUGGAGCACAAGGGCCCAGACUGCUGAUAAGGAUGUAUCAGAUAGGAGGAGAAGCUGUGCAACAUGGGGGACAAUGCUACUGGGGAGGGUUUCUGCUGUUCUCUUUUUAUUCUUUACCUUCUUUUUAAUGUCUUAACAUGUCAUGUUUUAGUGCUUACGGGAUAUGAUCAUGUCAGUUUGGUAUUUUGCAUCUACAAGCACAUGUGGCCAUCUGUUAAACUCUGAAUAUAGUCUUGAGCCAGACUUGACACAAGCUCUGUUUAACAAUGAGCUUGUCCUGGGUUGGUGCACAACCGCCAUCCUUUCUUUAUAAGCAGUACACAUCUUUGCUUUAAGAACGUACUAACACCACUGCGGAUAAGACUAAUAUUCAGGAAGCAACCACCGCAGCACUUUCCUGACUGCAUAAUCACUUCCUUUUAAACUUUUUAUCUCUUGUACAUCUGUCUGUCUGUCCUGCCUACUCGGAUGCAAUGACUCAAUUUUGCAAACUUGCUGAGGACACCGGCCAAUUAUUUUUAUUAUAACUAGUUAUAAUACCCUUGUUUUUGUUUUUUUUUUAAUUGUCUUUUUUCUCCCCUCAUUUCCAAGUU